This is a messenger RNA of Scomber scombrus (Atlantic mackerel), 668 nucleotides long. Its product is annotated as GTP-binding protein Rhes-like. The record is from RefSeq and is a predicted model, not a curated record. Gene Ontology annotation, molecular function: GTPase activity; GTP binding. The transcript has a single exon. The coding region runs from base 1 to 627 and encodes 208 amino acids. NCBI's taxonomy places the organism in Eukaryota, Metazoa, Chordata, Actinopteri, Scombriformes, Scombridae.
AUGUCUCUGGAGGUGAAAGAGAAGACCCAGGUGCGGAUAGUGUUUCUGGGGGCAGCAGGAGUGGGCAAGACAGCCCUAAUUCGGCGUUUCCUUCAGGACACCUUUGAGCCCAAACACAGGCGCACAGUGGAGGAGCUACACAGCAAGGAGUAUGACAUUGGAGGGGUCAAGAUCACUGUGGAGAUCCUUGACACCAGUGGCAGCUACUCCUUCCCAGCCAUGCGCAAGCUCUCCAUCCAAAACAGUGACGCCUUCGCACUGGUGUACGCUGUGAAUGACCCUGAGUCACUGGAGGCUGUCAAGAGCCUUCGGGAUGAGAUUCUGGAGAUCAAGGAAGACAAGUACACGCCAAUUGUGGUGGUGGGGAACAAGGUGGACCGGAAAGAUGAGCGUCAGGUGGCCAGUGACGAUGUGCUGUCAACGGUAGAGAUGGAUUGGAACAACAGUUAUCUGGAAGCUUCUGCAAAGGAAAAUGCCAACGUGGUGGAGGUGUUCAAGGAGCUCCUGCAGCAAGCAAACCUUCCUAGCCGCCUCAGUCCCGCAUUACGCAGACGCAGAGAGACCUUCCCGAAAGACACCAACUUCCGGCCACCUAUGAACAAGACCAACAGCUGUAUUCUGUCAUAAUGGGAGGCAGGGAAAAAGAAAUGUGUGUCAUGAAGGGACAA